Messenger RNA from Cucumis sativus (cucumber), 1222 nucleotides. RefSeq names its product transcriptional regulator SUPERMAN. NCBI's taxonomy places the organism in Eukaryota, Viridiplantae, Streptophyta, Magnoliopsida, Cucurbitales, Cucurbitaceae. The coding region runs from base 116 to 724 and encodes 202 amino acids. The transcript has a single exon. The record is from RefSeq and is a predicted model, not a curated record.
CUUUGUCUCUCAUAUUUCUUCAUCACUUUAUUCUCCUCUGUAGCAUUCAUCAACCAAAAAAACUCUCCCUUUUCAACAUUUCUCUCUAUGCUGGGAAUGAGCAAAAUCAUUCCCAAUGGACCCUGACCAUAUUCCAACAACCACCACCAUCGCUGCCACUACCACUACCGACCAAGACCAGAGUUCAAAACCAACAACCGAAGACACUGAUCAAAUCAACAACGAAAUGGGUAGUGGACGCUCCUACGAGUGCGUAUUUUGCAAACGAGGGUUCACGACGGCUCAAGCCCUAGGUGGCCACAUGAACAUUCACCGCAAAGACCGUGUUAAAAACAAGCCUAAUACUCCUUCUAAGCCUGAACCCUUCACCAACCAUUCUUCAACACUUCGCCCGAUGUUGACAACCACUGCUGCAGUGACGACAGUAUCUCAUCACCAAUCUUUUCAAACCUAUUUCCCCACUUCUUCCACUUGGUGCUUGGGUACUACUACCUCGUCACCACCUCACGAUCAUCAAUUCUCAUAUGUACAUAACAACCCUCAAGUUUUGAAUACUUUCAAGGAUCAAAAUUGGACGACAACCAAUAUGAGCCUCGCCUCGCAGUCGUCGCCUACCCUUGCCUUGAGUGAUGGUCGGGACAAGAGAUCAGAUGGCAAUGGUGGUGAUGAUGAUGACGGCGAUGAAGAACUCGAUUUGGAGCUUCGACUUGGACAUGAUCGGUAGUAGUAUUAAUAGUAAUAUUAUAUAAUUCAAUGUUUUUCCCUAUGAUAUAUCAUUUUGUGUGUGCAGUUAUAUAUAUAUAUAUAUAUAUAUAUAUCUAUAUAUCUAUAUAUAAAUCGAUAUAAAUCUCUCUAUAUAUUUUUGUUGUGUGUAUAGACAUGGGGAUUUGUAUUUUACUUUUGAAGAGAGAGCGUUAUUUGAAUUAGGUGCAUCAUCACUAUAAAGAUUUUCAAAUAAAGUAAAAGGCAGUACAAAAUUUUUAUUGAGAGAUAUUGCAUAUGGCCGCCGUCCUCCGGUGCCGGCCGACCGGUUGCUGCUGCUGCCGCCACCGCCCUCUAUUUGUUUUGUACCACAGCAUAAUGUAAGUUUUAUUUUCAAUUUUAAUUUCUUCAUGUUACUAUUAUUAUUUUUCAGCCCUAUACUUAUGAAAGGGUUGUUCCAAUAUGAGAUUAUUGUUAUUUUUUUUAAUAAUUUGUACGAGAGUUUUUUUUUUCUCCUUCA